CGUUCGCACCCUCUGAAAUUAUUUGUAAUUAAGUGAACUGAUAUGUGAUCAGAAAUGGAGUUGUUUUUAGCAUCAUUCCGCUCCUUUGUGAUGUUUCUAUUCAUUCAGGGUUUUGUGAUGGUUGUCUUCAUGAUAUUUACAGAGGCCCAGAAAUUGUUCAAUCAGAAGCCCGUCAGCCCACAGAAUGUUACAGAAGAUCAAAAUGUCACUCUUAGCUGGAGUUACAACAUUGGUGGAGUCAUCCAGUUGGCUCAACUGAAGAGAAUUUAUGAAGAUGGUUCAUCAGAGCUGAUUGUAAAUAAAUUUCCCAACAGCAACCCAACCGUCAGGAGUGCAUUUCAGGGUAGAUUUCAUGUGCAGAUUAUUUCAGACACACAAACAACUUUCAAAAUAACUGGAAUAACAAGAUCUGACAGUGGGAAGUAUACCUAUGGGAUAACCGUUGGCAACCUUGAUACAGACGAAAGUGAAGUGCAGAUUUUGGUGCAGUAUAAAUCAAACAUUACAACUUUCUUUGCUGGCAAUCAGAGACUAAACGAAAGUGUGUUACUGAAUCUUACAUGUGCAGCAGAUGGUAAUCCAAAACCAAGUAUCAGUUGGACAAGACUGUCUGACAAUAGCACCAUUAACUCUACCUUGGAAAUCACUGGUAAACAUAUAGAAGGAGAAUACAGAUGUACAGCAAGUAAUGGUGUGGGAAACCCUGACAGCAGGACUGUGUACAUCAUUGUAGAAAACUACCAUCCAAUAGACACCAUUGUGACCACUAAUCUGACUGACAACACUGUAGUUGUGAAUACAACCUUCAAUGUCACAUGCAGUGCCACAGCCAGACCCUCUGCAAAGUAUCGAUUCUACAAAGGAAUUGAGUUUGUAAAUGAUACAGACAGUGAUGGGGUGAUUACAACUUUCGUCAAUGAAAGAGUUAAAAAGGUGGACUACCGCUGUGUUCCGUACAAUUUUUAUGGUGAUGGAAAGAUAAGAGUGGUGACUGUCACAGUGCACUAUCAUCCUGUUGACACAAAUUUUACCACAGAAAAUACCACAGUCCUUCGCAGAAGUCAUUUCACCCUUAAGUGCUCAACAGAUGCCAGUCCUACAGCUGAGUUUCAUUUGUACUUGAAUGGCAGCUUAAAUCAAACCAACAACACAGGAACAUUUUAUGUAAUUGCGGUAUCCGAUGCCGAGUAUACCUGUGUUCCUCGGAACUUAAUUGGGACAGGAGAUAAUGCUACGGUCAAGGUUACAGUUGUGGAUGCUCCAUUGGCGUUACUUUCACCGCUUGAAGUAACUGCUAAUGUUAACGAUACCUUGAAUUUGACAUGCACGGUGUUUGGCAAUCCGAAACCCAGCAUAAAAUGGAGUAAGGAUGGCAGUUCUUAUGUUCCUUGCAAUGACUCGUUAUGUACCGUGACCGUAAGCAGACAUGGUGCUCUGAAUGAUGUGAUCCAAUAUCAAUGUACAGCCAGUAAUGGAGUGGGUACACCUGAUACAGCUACAGCCAGCAUCACUGUUCACUAUCCAGCGAUGAUUAGUGAACCAGGAAAUGUAACGCUGAACGUAACGGUUGGGGAGAAAGUAAAUUUUUCCUGUAACGGAACAGGCAAUCCCAAACCGAUAAUAACGUUGGUGGCUAUUUUUGGUGAAGCAAGCAACCGAAAAAAUGUGUCCGAAAGCAACAGCUUUGAAGCAAAACCUGAUAGCGCUGUGAGGUUCCUGUGCACAGUUGAAAACGCAUUGGCGAAAAAAGUCAAAUGGAUUCACUUAGUUCUAAACGCUAUGGAGUUCGAAAUUACUUUAACCAUCAUUAACAAAGCCUGCCGUGAUAAUCCUGGCGAAGUUAUGAAACAGCUGCGUGAACAUGUGAUUGAGAUUUUGAAGAAAUGGAACAUACCCAUUGAACACAUUACAACUAUAACUUAUGAGUGUGGCAGUGUAACAGUAUACUUGUCACUGAUAUUUAGUCAAAAUGUCGAGAUCGAAAACGUUUUAACGGUUUUGAAGAAGGCUUCGGCAGAGGAAAGAGGUUUUGGCGACUUAAAAGUUGAUCCGGAAUCCAUCCAAGCAAUUUCUCCUGAACGGAUACCUACAACGCCUACGCCUACCCCAGUUGACAUGACGACGGAGGAACAUCCUUCAGGGCCAAAGUGCAAGGAAAGUUUUAUCCCAGAAAGUAAUUGUCCUUUGAGCGUGGCCUUCAUUGUCUUCUUGGUUGUUUUGGCCGUCAUCUUGUUUUCCGUGACGUUUGCUAUUAUUAUCUAUUGCUUAUACAAAAGAAGGAAGUGUAGAAAAGAUCCCAGGGUUCACGGUACCCAAUCUGAAGAGAGACCAUUUUCGCCAUCAAAUAAGAAUGAUUAUUCUCAAGUCAAUAGCGGAUAUGCAGAGACGGGUCCACGGUCCACAGAAAGGGCCAACUUAGACCACAACCAGGAAGAGGAAGGUGCUGCUGCGAUACCAGAUUAUGCUGUCGUGGAUAAGUCCAAGAAGAAAGGGAAAAAGAAGGAUAAGAGAGCCGCAGAAAUGAAGCCGACUGAAGAUCAGUACGCUAUAGUGGACAAGUCAAAGAAGAAGACGAAGCUGAAGAACGAACCAGAUGCCACUUACGCUGAAGUGGACUGUCAAAAGAAUUCAAAAAAGAAGCCCAAGCCCGGUGACGUUCUUUAUGCUGACUUGGGUGAAUUCCAUCAGAUGAAGAAAAUGCCUGCAGUAUCCACCUCGCCCAAAGCAUUGCCUCCGAUCAAACGGCCGGAGGCUUAUGCUGAAACACAGUACGCUGACAUUACCCAGUUUCCGAAGGGAAACCCUGAAGACCCAGGCGCUGAGCUUCCUAAAGACAAUACCACCCCAGCUGUCAAGAAUACUGCCAACGGCAGCAAGGAGGAAUCCUCAGCUAGGAACACAGGUGAUGGUGCAGAGGCAGCUAACGAGACAGGAUUUUAGUCUUAACUGAGGUUGUAAAACAUUAGAGGAGCUGCAAUUGUUUCACAAGAAAAUGCUAAUCGUAGCCUUAGUAAUUAAUUCUCAUGUUUCAUAGUUAUUUUCUCGCAGGCAUAAAAAUGUGUUGUAAUGUAGGAUAAAUUUUGCGUGAUAUGUUUUUAUAACACCGUAAGAGUUAAGUAUUAUCAAGAAGCAAGUGCGCGUACGAUUUGUUGCUUCGUAAAAACAAGCAUUUCGUAUUUUUUUCGUUUUUGUUUUUGUUUUUUCUUGUUUAGUCUCACAGUGUGGUUUUUGGCCUAGGCUAAUCAUUUACCUUUAUAGUAAUUUAGGAUGUGAAGAUGUGAACAUCAAUAUAUGUUUUGCAUAUAAUCUGUUUCAUAACAUAGUUUGUACUUAGAUGAAUAGAUAAAUUUACCGAUAUACCGGAAAGGUAGCCUUUUUUCAAAAAUAGCUCUCAUCUUAUACAACUUGCGGUUCAAUUAUAGGUAUUUUCCUUAAAAUUUUGCAAGUAUAAUCAAUUUACUUCGUAGCGACCAUAAUGUUAAACAACGUAUAUAUUUUUUUUUAUUUUGGUAGGAAACACUUUUUAACAUACGUAGUCGAAAAUUGGAAGGUGAAGAUGUGGUUAUUACAUGGCCCGUGCCAAUAUACAUAGAAUUUUUUGUAAGAAAAUAGACGGUCUGGAUAACGUCGAUCACCCUAGGCAGCACAUUUUUCUCAGCUAUUUUAAGACCCUGAGUGUUGUUCCGGUCUGGGGCUUGAAGCCUCGACCUCCCGCACAGCAUUGAAGCGCUCUCAGUACAACAUGAGCUCGCCAGGCGGCGGGUAGGGUUUUGACACCAACCAAAGAAAACACACUUUAAAGUGCCACGAAAUUUUUUUUUUUUUUACUUUUUCUAGGUGAUAGCUGCGUUUAAAAUUUGAAAUAAUCGACCUUAGCGCCUAGCGAGCUCUCCUUGACCGUUUUUUGCGCAUUGAAAUUAAGAUUUGGCGGCCCAAAAAAGCCCACAUUUGGCGCACGGCCAAAACGAUCAUGUUUUGACGUAGAAAGCUGUGAAGACACGACGGCAGUCAUGGUAGAGAAGGGAGAAGCCAAGAAUAGGGGACGAAGGAAUUGCGUGGCCGGAGAAUAAUACACAUACACCGGGUAUUUCUAUAUAUUACUUUGUAGAGGAUGUAUACCGAAAACAGAGUUAGUUCCUUAAGCGCUUGCUACAUGAUCUAUCACUACUGCAAUUGGUGCAGUUUGGUAAUUUUCAAUCAAAUUUUGCAGAAAUAAAUGGACGCCAUGAAAACUCAAAGUACAAAUAAUUGUUCACGUGAAGGUGGAAUGUUUUCCUUUAAUUCGCUGCGAAUUUCAGCUAACUCCCCCCUUAUUUCUUUCUUACUUUUAAAAAUGGUCAGCAAUUUUUUUUUCUCUAUUUCAUCUGCUCCAGCUUUUUGGUUGUUUCUUUGUUUGUUGUUUGUUUUUUUCUGCUUUUAGUUCCUUUUGGUAAUUUUGGUAGUAGUUGAAUUUUGCUUAUUUUUCUAGCAUACUCGUUUCGAUAAUUUUUUGAAGAGGAGGUUUAAUUCAAUUAUUUCUGACACUUUUUACGCGAUGUUGAACAAGUUUUGAAGAUGCUUUUUUAAAAUGCCAGUUUUUCACUAUUCGCCAUGUACCUGCUGUUGAGCAGUUUGUAUAUCGUGGCAUCUACUUCGUUGGGCUGAAAUGCGAUCAGAUUAAAGGAACACAUACACACCAGCUUUUUAAGAUCACGGCGCAGCGGUGAAUUCAUGUGUGUUGUGUUAAUUACAAAUAAUUGUCGGACGUAAAACGUCAAUGAUAGCCAUCGUUGAUUUUUGUAUAGAGAGAGUAAGUUGGUUUCCUGGGCAAAAUGUUUGAUUAAUUAGUUCUAACAUGGCACUUAGGAUCAAAAGAGUGACAAAUGCCUUUGGCGUGGUUCUUAUUUUAGACAUAGAUAACUAGUCAAAAAGGAUUGAGUUACUGGUUUUUUUACCCUGCAGUGCAGUGUAUGAUUAUUUAACCUUAUAUUUAACAUGUAAUAUAGUAAUAACCAUUGGCGGUAAGGGGACAUGUGUGGCAGGCAGGUAUGAAGUACCUUCACCUGAUUAAGGACUAAAAGUCACUUGUUACUUUGCCAGUGUGCAAAUACAGGUGUCGAGUAAUCACCAGCUAAUCAAACGCACGGAUGACGCAGUCAACUGACUAAUCAAAACAGAAGUACAGUCUACUUUGAACAAGUACCACAACCCUUGCAUGAAAAUCGACGAACGCUUCGUUUUGGUUUCAUUGCAAGAACUCCUUGGUUGUUCUGCUGGUUAAAGCUGGCUGCCACACUGUCCAGUUUCAUUUGACUCAUUUUUUCCAGCAUAAUGCUUUUUCGUAGUCUGAAUGAUACAAUGCUUAUAUUGAUUCUUUUAAGAAUCAAUAUAAAAAUGACCGCACAUAUUAAAUGUGCGGUCUGAUUAACGAGUGUUGAUUGUAAUGCUUUAAUCACGCGUUUUGGAGAAGUCGAAAGAGCUUAAUUGUUUGGUAUGUGCCUAUCAUGAGGACAGACACCUUCCGUAACUCUGUUUUGGUAAUCAACAGUUACUGUUCAUUAAACCUUCAGCGGUUUUCCAAUGGCGAAAACUAGUUGACUUAAUCCAUCGGAAGUACUAAUGUGAACACGCCUGCAUAUUGUGAUGGAAUAAUUAUACCUACAGGUUAACAAUGAACAGCUUGAAGCAUAUUGGUUUUUCCAAUCUUUCUAUGCCGCUUGUACCACACAUUUAUUUUUUCUUUUGGUGACUCCUUGAUACUUUUUACUAUAUCAACAGAUGUAAACAACUGUAAUGCUCAUUAAACGCUGAUCAAUCUUA
Messenger RNA from Stylophora pistillata, 5799 nucleotides. Its product is annotated as hemicentin-1. The record is from RefSeq and is a predicted model, not a curated record. Gene Ontology annotation, molecular function: cell adhesion molecule binding. Gene Ontology annotation, biological process: cell-cell adhesion. Gene Ontology annotation, cellular component: cell-cell junction; plasma membrane. NCBI's taxonomy places the organism in Eukaryota, Metazoa, Cnidaria, Anthozoa, Scleractinia, Pocilloporidae.